AUGUAUUACCUCGCCGGCCUCACUAGUGCUCUUCCAUCAUCCGCCCAAACCAUAGAAGGACUCGCCGUAUUCACCACCUUCCGACAGCUCCAAUAUAUCAUAUCCCGCAUGCGUGUAAUGCUCCCAGUCGCUAACGCAGAAGCAGGUAACAUCCGCACCACUCCAACUUCUUUCAUCGGCAAGAUCAUAUCCUCAAUACACGGUCUCUCGUACUUCAUCCCACCCGUGACAUACAUCCUAUGCGUCGCUCUCAAUCGCCUCGUGCAGCCUGCGUGGAUGCAGCGCAUGAGCCUACCUAAUACCUAUUUCAAACACGAAAAUCAAGUGGGGCUGAGAGUAGCAGCAUGCGCAGCGACGUUUGUGCUCCUCAGGUUCACUGGACGCACAAUGACGCACCUCGGGAAUCAGUUGCACGCGAUCGGGAGACGCGAGAAGCCUAGAGUCGUGCAGACAGGCCCAUACGCGGUGGUUCGUCAUCCAUUGUACACGAGCGCGCUCAUCCAGGAGCUACUUUUUGCGCUGAUGUCCUGGUCUUAUGUGCCGCUUGUAGGAUUGGGUAUUAUUGCUGGCGCGUUUGCUGUUAAGAUGCCUAUCGAGGAAGAUCUUAUCAUGCAAGACCCUGCUAUUGCUGCGGAAUACCGUGCGUAUAUGCAGAGGGUGCCUGCGCGCAUUAUUCCUUUCCUUUGGUGA
Suillus subalutaceus is the source of this 690-nucleotide messenger RNA. RefSeq lists its product as uncharacterized. The coding region runs from base 1 to 690 and encodes 229 amino acids. Lineage: Eukaryota; Fungi; Basidiomycota; Agaricomycetes; Boletales; Suillaceae. The transcript is spliced from 4 exons. The record is from RefSeq and is a predicted model, not a curated record.